Messenger RNA from Haliotis rufescens (red abalone), 4659 nucleotides. Its product is annotated as trafficking protein particle complex subunit 10-like. Gene Ontology annotation, cellular component: TRAPPII protein complex. Lineage: Eukaryota; Metazoa; Mollusca; Gastropoda; Lepetellida; Haliotidae. The record is from RefSeq and is a predicted model, not a curated record. Gene Ontology annotation, molecular function: protein binding. The transcript has 22 exons. The coding region runs from base 81 to 3500 and encodes 1139 amino acids. Gene Ontology annotation, biological process: intra-Golgi vesicle-mediated transport; early endosome to Golgi transport.
CAGCAAGGUGAAGGACACAUUUUAUUAACCAAAAUGGGAGGAAAUCGACUGCAUUGAGACCUUCUCAUAUCGUACUAACUAUGGAGGCUAAGCCUAUUGUGACAUGCCACGGAGACCAAAGCUUGUUUUCUCUGCUGCAUCCCAUUGUUCUCAGUGGUUUACCAAAGGAAUCAUGUGAAUGGAAAAGAUCGUAUGGUCGAGCACCUCGCACUUUGCAACUCGAAGCAAGUUUUGUUCCCUACGAUGCUGACAUCCUUCCUGAAGAAGAUGACCGAGUCCUCAUCAGUAGACCGUACUUCCAUAUAUACUGGACAGACUGUGACCUAGAAGGCUACAAGCAGACAGUGAAAGAAGACAUUGCUGAAUGGCAGGCUGCACUGAAGGGAAAGAACAUACCUGAUUGGUUGAUUGUGGUGGUCGUCAUGGAUGAAAGCAAAGUUAAAUCCAAAAUUCUCCCAAGGUCAUCUGUGAUAGACAAGGUCAAGAAUGACUUCUGCAACAAGGCACAAGAAAGAUGUCUGGUGCUGACAGAGCCGAUGAAGACUGACCCUAAGAGUGCCGAGUCCUGGUAUAACUUCUUCAUCAAGCUCCGCCCCCUACUGUUGACUGCGUAUAAUCGGCAGCUGGGUCGCUUUGAGGACAACAUGCGGGCGCUGAGAGAGAAGCGGAAUGAACCAGGAUGGAACUACAUGGAAUAUUUUGUUGUGCAGGAGGAGCUGGCCUUUAUGUUUGAGAUCCUGGGUGUGUACGACGACGCGCUGCUUCAGUAUGAUGAGCUGGAUGCUCUGUUUACACAGUUUGCUGAGAACCAUGCAGCAGGAGCUCAUGUGAAAUGGCUGACCCCUCUCAUACAGCCAUGUAGCAACUGGAGCGGUCUCUCCCUCACCAAGGCCUUGAACCACCAGCUGCGGGACGCCAUCAAGAUGAACAAGGCCAGUGUGUUGGAGUUCCGCAACUACCUGUUCUCUCGCCAGUGUGCGCUGCUGUUCUUGUUGAAGCGCCCAGGCGAGGUGGCCCAGCGGGCUCUGGACUACCUCCACUACACCGUACAAGAGAUGAUCGCACUCGAGGUGGAGGUUCCCCAGGGGGCGCUGUGGUGCUGGGUGUUCCUCAGUAGUCUUGCCGUGCUGGAGACGUGUGAGCGGUACAAUGAGUCAUCGCGGGUCAACAAGAACUCUUUGUGUAUCGCCAGUCUGUGGGACUACGCCAGACGGAAGCUGAAGGAACUAGGGAACGUGUGCGGCCUGAUCCCCGGGACCAUGCCCACAUCCAAACAGCUGAGCUGUAGAGUGGAUCUCACCUCGGGCAUGGUCACACUGAACAGUGAAGAUACAGCGCCUACUGACAACAUCACACCUCUGGACAGAUUGCGACAGGCUCUGUCUUCAGAUGAGUCCUACAAGAAACAUUACCUGGAAAUGUGUGAGCUGGCAAUGGGAACGUACAAACACAUCUGUCGGUUCCGCUCGGCUCGGAUUAUUGGCAGAGACCUGGCUGACUUCUACAUGCUGCUAGGGGAGCCCCACAAGGCGGAGGGUUUCCUGCUGGAUGCCAUCAAGAUGUACCGACAAGAGCACUGGGGGCACCUGGCAGAUGGCACCAUGCUGGAGCUUGCGGUCUGCCAGGCCAAGAUGGACGACAAUGCCAAAUUUCUGAAGACAGCCUGCCACAUUGCCUGCAGCCCCCAUCUCAAGAUGGCCGACAGGGAGCACUACUUCAGUGAGGUGAUGAGGAUAGCUGAAGACAAAGAUGAAAUGUGCAUCCUGAAAGCCUCCAAGAUUCUUGGUUUGGAAGGCGCGGCAGUGAUGACGCCAACUGUAAUCCUUAAUGAAGACUUUGUCAUAGACACGAAGAUCCACAACCACUUCCCUAGAGCCAUCACUUGCAGUAAGAUCAGCAUCUCCGUCUCUCACUGCCCGCCGGAGAAACAGCCAAACUCAUCUCACUUCUCGAAAAAGAAAAUCGCCCACACAAGAACUCCCAGCUUGACCAUUCACAAGCCUGAACACAUAGCAAAUUUUCAGCCAAUCAGAAAGCAGUUGCCUGCAAUGAUUGACACUGUGGCGACCUAUGAAAAGAGGCAGGGGAAGAUUGUGGGGGCAGGGCUGACUUGUAAGAAUGCUCAUGAGUUGCUGAAGAGAACAGACAGCGGUCCGGGAGGGGCCAGUGACGUGGACCACACGAUGAAGGGGGACUUCACAGUGAGUCUCCUGGCUGAGGACAUUGAGCUGCAGCCGGGCGAGAACAACGUGCAGCUCAAGAUGAAGACUGCGGAGAAGGGCGUGUUCUACUUGAGUCAGCUAUGCUACGAGGUGAAGCAUCUAGACUUCCUCAAGUCACUCAGUGGAUGGGACCUGUUCUUCAAGGUUGUCUGUGACCAACCCAGGGUGGAGCUGAAGCCUGCCAAGUCAGAUCACUUCAUUGCUGGGAUAAAGCAAGAGGCGACCUUGACCUUGCUGACAGGAAGUUUUGCCCUCCCACAAGGCUGCAGUGCUCAGUUCAAGACCACAGAGAACCUGGAAGUCUCGACAAGGGAAGGUAACUCUGUCCUGAAGCUGUCACCACUGGAAGCAGAUCAGUCGUCAGACUUCACUACAACGGCCCUCCAUCAGACUCGACAGACGUUUGAUGGCUCUUCAGACGCCAAGCUGACUUGCCAUGUUGACGUGUGGGACAAGAAACUCGACGUUCAUCUCAACUUUGUCCAUCCCUUUAAAGUGGAACAUGUUUUACACACAUGCAAGGAAAAAAAAUAUCUUCAAGUCACCAUUAAAGGCAAUACCAAAACCGAAUUCCUCGUCAGUCAGCCAGAGUUAUCUGCCCUGAAUUCCAAUGAUGUGGAGUUGCAGUUAAUGAACAGAACCGGACAACAGAUGAAAGUGAAUAGCAGCCAGACAGCCUCCAUCUUGUGGCAGAUCCGCUGCAACAUCCCGGACAUUCCCCGAUUGGAGACAGAGCUCUCCUUCCUCUACACCUGUCCACUGGAUCUUCAGGCCACGCCCCGCAAAUACCUGUACACCUGUAGUGUGGAGAACUUCCAGACCAAAUACAUCCUGAGCUACAACGUGACAUCCCCAGAGGAGGACAAGCAGUGUAAGACGGGGAAGACCGCGGCCCUCAAGCUGCAGGUGAAGAAGUGCAAUGGAGGUCAUAACGACCCUGACGAGAGGCUGGUCUACGAUGUGAGAUCAGACACAGACACCUGGGCGCUGGUUGGGAAGUCUACAGGGAUAUUUUUUCUGAAGGAUGACUACUAUGAGACGAUCCUGGAUGUGGUGGCUGUGAAAGCAGGCUUCGUGCAUCUCCCUUUGGUCCACAUACACAAGUACCGAGCUGACCAAUCAAAUAUGGAGGAGAGCAGCAAUGAGUCACUGGCUGAUCCUCCCGAGUUUGUCAGGUUCUCCAGGGGAGAGGUGUACAACAGCAGCGUGGCCCAGCAGGUGCACGUCUACCCGGAGAUGGGGGGCAAAGAUGUGGAGGUGUCCCUCAUGGAAGGGUAGAUAAUCGACAAUCUGUGACCACUACUGCUACUUGACCUCGAAGGGCCGUGUCUACCCUGAGAUGGGAAGUUAAGAUGUGGAGGUGUCCCUGCAAUCUGUGAUUUGAACUACCUGACCUCACAGGGCUGUGUCUACCUUGAGGGAAAGAUGUGGAGGUGUCCCUGGUGGAAGAUGGAUGACCUGCAAUCUGUGACUUGAACUACCUGACCUCACAGGGCUGUGUCUACCUUGAGGGAAAGAUGUGAGGUGUCCCUGGUGGAAGAUGGAUGACCUGCAAUCUGUGACUUGAACUACCUGACCUCACAGGGCUGUGUCUACCUUGAGGGAAAGAUGUGAGGUGUCCAAGGUGGAAGGGUGGAUGAACCAAUUGUCAAUGAUUCCUGGUCAUGAGUUAGAACUGUAGACACCCCAGUUAUUAUCCUUGAUGGGUCAGGGCCCUCCCAAUGCUCAUGUGUUUCAUCAACCAGCAAUAGAAACUAACCAUUUAGUCCCCUAGUCCUUAUUAUGAUAACAUAAAGGAAAUACCUUAAUUAUGGCAAAUUUCUACUAGUCCUUAUGAUAGCUGAGCUAUUGGGCAGCUUGAUAAGGACUAAUGUUGUCAACAUGUUAAGGUUUCUAACCAGCAACUGUCUUUCCACUCACUUGAAGCCGACAUGCUGUGCAGUAACAGAAAUACUGUCCUAUGGGAAGUAAAUCCAACUCACUCAUCAACAGUGUGUUACAAGGAAGAGAAGAUGACCAGCAGUCCAUGUCUACUCCAGAUGUAAGAACACUGCAUGACUCACAGUGAGUGACAUGAAAAACCUUGUGUCUGCUUGAAUAGUCGGGUGUAGGAAUCACGGGUCUGUUUCAGCAAUGACAACGACAGUAGUUGACUCGUAAAUGAUCUACAUACUGGUGUUCGCCGAUUGUCAGUCAACCAUUGUAUGUGUUUGAUUGGCUUAGUUAUUUUCAGAAGUAUGAAUUUGCCAAUACUCUGUGAAUCAUCCAAACAUAUAUUAGGCCAAUCUUGAUAGUUUCAUUAUGUGCUACAGGCACAUCUUCCCGAGGCAAGGGAGUUAACUGACUCUAAAAGUCCAGUUUCCACCCUUGCCAAACUAGGCUGGAAUUUCUGGGCUCAAUCGUAGCGCCACCAGUGGCUUUUACGAGUUAUGUCCCU